Messenger RNA from Encephalitozoon intestinalis ATCC 50506, 855 nucleotides. Its product is annotated as rRNA methyltransferase NOP1. Gene Ontology annotation, biological process: box C/D sno(s)RNA 3'-end processing; rRNA methylation. Lineage: Eukaryota; Fungi; Microsporidia; Unikaryonidae. The record is from RefSeq and is a predicted model, not a curated record. Gene Ontology annotation, molecular function: rRNA methyltransferase activity; histone H2AQ104 methyltransferase activity; RNA binding. Bases 1 to 855 code for a protein of 284 amino acids. Gene Ontology annotation, cellular component: nucleolus; small-subunit processome; box C/D methylation guide snoRNP complex. The transcript has a single exon.
AUGAAGAAGACCAAUAAAAAGCCCAACGGAGGGAAAUUCCGGAAGGAAAGUAGAAUGGCUCGGCCUGACAAAAGAGGGGGGAGAGAAAGGAUGAAUAACAAGAAGAAGGGGAGUGUACGGGCCGGGCUUGAUAAAAAGGUCUUAGUUGAGCCGCAUAGGAGGUUUCCAGGGGUUUAUGUUAGUCGGGGGAAGGAGGAUCUUUUGCUUACAAAAAGCUUGGCACCAGGGAUUAGCGUGUAUGGAGAAAGGAGGAUUACUGUUGAUGUUGAGCAAGAAAGAAUCGAGUAUCGGGUCUGGAAUGUUUAUCGAAGCAAGCUUGCAGCAGGAAUUGUUUGUGGGGUUGAGAACAUCCACAUGGGCCCGGGAAGCAAAGUGUUGUAUCUAGGGGCUUCAUCCGGUACAACGGUUUCCCAUGUCUCGGACAUUGUUGGGAAGGACGGAGUGGUGUAUGCCGUGGAGUUCAGUGAAAGAUCUGGAAGAGAUUUGAUCAACAUGUCUAUGAAGCGUCCCAACAUCGUUCCGAUAAUAGAGGAUGCAAGACAUCCAUCGAGAUACAGAAUGCUUGUGCCGAUGGUUGACUGCAUCUUUUCGGAUGUUUCACAGCCCGACCAGACAAGAAUUGUUGCCUUGAAUGCCCAGUACUUCCUAAAGGAAGGAGGAGGAGUUGAUGUGUCGAUCAAGGCCAACUGUGUCAACUCGUCAGUCCCUGCAGAAACAGUCUUUGCAGAAGAGGUGAACAUCCUGAGGAAGCACAACAUCAAGCCAAAGGAGCAAGUGACUCUCGAGCCGUUUGAAAAGGACCAUGCAAUGAUAGUCGGGAAGUUUAGGCUGUCCAAGUCUGGAGAAAAGAAAUAG